This is a messenger RNA of Diachasmimorpha longicaudata, 4114 nucleotides long. It is a transcript of the gene tau, whose product is annotated as tau. Bases 368 to 2710 code for a protein of 780 amino acids. Gene Ontology annotation, biological process: neuron projection development; microtubule cytoskeleton organization. Lineage: Eukaryota; Metazoa; Arthropoda; Insecta; Hymenoptera; Braconidae. Gene Ontology annotation, cellular component: neuron projection. Gene Ontology annotation, molecular function: microtubule binding. The transcript is spliced from 10 exons. The record is from RefSeq and is a predicted model, not a curated record.
CCAAUGCUUGCCACUUGAGACCGAUAUCACCUGGCGUUGCUCGUUGAGCACUCCACCUAGGUGGCAGUUGUGUUGCGCCUUCUUACUCGCGCAGGAGCGAAUACGCGUUCGCCGUCAGGACGAAAAAGCCUCACGUCAGUCCAAAUUCAGUUGAGUUGAGUCCACUGUACUUGGAGCGUGUAGAUAAGGGAGCUGUUUUCACUGUGUUAGUCUCGAGGGAUUUCCAGUGAGUCCGAGAACCCUCAGCCAGGGUUUAUUAUCGAAAGUAACCGGGUCCGAGAGCCAGGUUAACGGAGGAGACUGGUUCUGCUAGUUGAGAUCAAGGGAAGAAGAAUCAAAACAUUUGACAUUCAUUUUGAUAGAGAGAAUGGAUCAGACGCAGAGACCUGCUGAUGAUUUUGGCGCGGGAAGAGGAACUCCCACGCUUGAAAAACAACCCCCGAAUCUUCUGUCGGGCGUCCAGCCUCGCCCGCAGGGUCCCCCACCCCAACGAUAUCCGAUAAAUAACGGUUCAGCUGGGCCAAGGCUGGGAGGAGGUCAGCCACCACCUAGUUUGCCGCGUCUAGACAGUCGAUCAACUUUGGGUGCGCCCACUGGCUCACCCACUCAGUUCCCCCGACCGCCAUUUGGACCACCCCGUCCACCUGGCGCACCCCCAGGCCAGUUUCCCCGAGGCCCACCAUCGCAAACCAAUUCAGGACAGAUUCGCUUUCCUCCGGGAUCAUCAGGGGCCCGAGGACCCUUUCCUCCUGGUCAACGACCGACUUUUACCAGUAAUCAGGUGAGGCCGCAGAGACCCUCACUGGAUCCUGGUGGUCCCGGUCAACCGAGGUUCCUUCCACCUGGGGCGGGUUUCCAGUUUAACCCUGACAAUCGUCUGCCGACUCCCAGGAUCACUUCGGAGACACCCGUCGCUAAUCCUCAAGGGGGAAAUCCUAUUCCGACCCCUAGGGAGUCACCUGACGUUAAGUCAUCAGUUCGUCUUCAACCGAAAAUUAGGAUGGAGACCAACGGUCCAAAUCAGCUGACAAACCAGCAAAAUGAUAAGGAGAGCGUUGACUCGGUGACACCAAAUAAAAGGCCCACAUCUCAGACGAGACUCGCUGAUGAAGAUGAUGAUGAUGAUGUGGUGAUGGAUAAUGAGAAGGACAGCAAGUCCCAGAAAUCGGCUAGCAACGAGUCUCUCGUGGUUUCCCCUGGUGUCCAGAAGACCCCGACUCCUGAGCCGAGGACACCUACCAAGAAUGAAAUCAGUGCUACUCCUAGUCCUGCGUCAUCGAAAGCACCCACACCGGCUCCGGAAGAGGAGCGAUCAAAAUCCCGAUUGAGCGAUAAUAUUAGGUCACCUGAUGAUGGUGAGAAUGAGGAAAUGAGUGAGAAGUCUAGACCAACAAGCGCCUUGUCCUCCAGAUCGAGUGUAAAGUCUCCGACUAAAUCAAUUGGAAGGACUCUAGAUUUGCCGUCACCUGGAGGGGGCAGAUCUCCAGAGCUGAAGUCACCUGUUGUUGGUUUUGAUAAUGGAAGGCCUAGAUCAUUGACUGCACGGUCACGCUCUCCAGCAUCGAGCCCGGGGGCAUCAUAUUCACCGAAGACUCCGGGAACUCCCAAAUCAGAGAAGAGGACGACUUUCAUGGAUGCGAAGGAAGGGAGUAAGACGGAGAGAUCGAGGCCAGGAACGCCGGGGGUGAAAAGCAAACCUGGAACACCUGUGAGGAGCAAACCUGGGACACCUGUCAAGAGUCCAACCAGACCUCAGACUCCGAAGUCUGGGAUGAAGCGGUCAACCUCUGCACGAUCGAUCAAAUCAGAUGGAGGAAGUGACAGUGGCGCAAACCAGACAACGCCAAAUGGCUCUCCAACGACAAAUGGUGUAGCAGUAUCUCCCACCAAGAAGUUGCCAAUAAAAUCAAAGGAAGAAGAGAAGCCAAAAACCGCAGGCUCACCGAUAAAAUCAUCCAGCAAAUCCGUUAAAUCUUUGCCAAGAACGCCGGAAGCUGGGUCUCCCUCCACCGCUGACAAAAAAAAAGCGCCCAUGAACAAAGUUCAAGUUGGCGCAGCGCCAUCGCCAAAUUUGAAGACCAUUCGUUCCAAGAUCGGGUCGUUGGACAAUGCAAGCUAUAAGCCCGGUGGUGGCAAAGUCAAGAUUGAAAAUAGGAAACUAGAUUUCAGCAAGGCGCAGCCCAAGAUUGCAGCAAAAAAUGACAAGUACAUGCCUAGUGGUGGCGAUAAAAAGAUACAACAAGUGAAACUUCAGUGGAAUGCGAAACCCAAGGUCGGCUCUUUUGACAAUGCAACUUACAGGCCAGGUGGUGGUGAUAAAAAAAUCGAAACAGUGAAGCUCGAUUUUAAAGACAAGGCAAAGCCCAAAGUUGGAUCUAAGGACAACGCUAAGCACAUGCCUGGUGGUGGUGCAAUUAAGACAUCACCGACCAAUAAGUCACCAUCGGAGUCGCAGUGUGAAAUUGAGACCCAGAAAAUCGACAUCAAGGCGGAGAGCAAGGUUGGAUCCCUGUACAACGUCAAGCACAAACCCGGUGGUGGUGAUAAGAAAAUCUUCAAUGAUCGCGACUAUCUCCGGCAGACAAGCUCGAAUUCUAAUAUCGAAAGUUCCAAUAGCAGCAGUGCCCAGAGUCCAGUACGGUUCAACUCAUUCACCGAUGGGAAGAAUGGUCUGCUAACAUCGUACGAGAAUCUCAGCCAGGAAAGCUAAAUUCUCCUCCCCCCCCCCACCCGCUUUGAAGUGCCCGCUUUUUGAGCAAAGAGUCCUUGCGUUUUACAUGAAAUAAUAAACAAAACAUGAUAAUUACGAUGAAGCCAGAAGGAUGCCUCGACUAUGACAAGAGGUUCACAAUUUAAUAAUGAUCCUGCCAGACGGAUCGUAAUCACCACCAUCGCCAUCACGUCAUCGCACUAACGCAUUUUAGGCAGUUUUAUUUCCUUGGAAUUUAAUCAAUCACUAGAGGACCUUUCGAUCCUGGUGGGAGACAAAUGUUACAAUGAAGUGUAUUGUGAUAAACUAUCCAAACAUAUAUAAUCAUAGAGAGCAUACUAACUGGGUAAUUUCAUCAGCAAAUAUGUAAGACGUGUGCAGUAGAAGAUUUUUUAAAUGUUUUCACUCUAAACGAUCUGCGUUAUUUGAUGUACAUAGAGAUAUCCGAUGAAUGAUUAUUUUUCUUUUGAGGGGUGCGUGAGUCUUCAGAAGGGCUGAUCACUCCUCAAUAUAAAAAAUAUUCGUACAGAUUUGAACAUCACCUCAAUUUAACAGAAAAAUUGGCGAUAGAAUCCUAUUCUCGUGUUAAAUGAUUCUAUGAUUUGAAAUUUAGCUCGAAAAUCGCGUCAUAUCAAUUUGCAGGAGUGACUUGCCGGUUCUGAUUCGAUUGACACUCAUUCCAUUGAUAUUUCAGAAAGAAAUGCAGCGUACGUGCAUUACUAUAGUUCGUGUAGAUAUUGUGCAUUGAGAGUUAUCAAAAGAGAAAUGAUAACCAACUAGAGCAGCUGCUCACAUUUAAACAAGUGAUAACACGAGGGUGAGAGUGGAAGUUAUGGGGUUUCUAAGGGUUAGGAAGGUCAAAUGAAGGGCAUUAGAGUCAUGGGAACCAAAUAAGGGUCAACUAUGAGAGGUUCGACCGAUGAUCGAGCGAAUUUCAACUGAUUCGACAGCAAAAUUGUACCUCUUUUGCGUCAUAAAAGGGUAUAACAAUUUUUAACAGUCACUCUUCACGAACUAGUUGAAGAAUAACAUUAAUUUCCAGUGGCCCACAUGUACACACAUUCUCCCUAGAUGUUAAAUUUUGAAUUAUUAAAAUCCACAAACAUACACAUUUUAUCGCUUGAUGGGUUUCGAUUAGACUGGAGAAUAAUCAAACACGUCAUAACAUGCGUUUAUUGAAGACUAAUAAUAUUUAAUGAUAGAGAUAUCACGACUGUGUCUACACGAGUUUAUCGUAUCCAUUAAACGUAAUAAAUAAAUAUUGGAGAGUAAUUAUACGUAAUAGAGCUAUAACACGAAAUCAACAGAGUAAUGACAAGUGUAAUUGCCAUCAACAUGUAUUCUGUCGUUAAACAUUACUUAGGGAUUAAUUAAUUACAAUAAUAUUUUUGUUUCUAAAUUUAA